Chlamydomonas reinhardtii is the source of this 1670-nucleotide messenger RNA. RefSeq lists its product as uncharacterized. Lineage: Eukaryota; Viridiplantae; Chlorophyta; Chlorophyceae; Chlamydomonadales; Chlamydomonadaceae. The coding region runs from base 105 to 938 and encodes 277 amino acids. The transcript is spliced from 8 exons. The record is from RefSeq and is a predicted model, not a curated record.
UCGUUAACUGUCUUAAACAAGACGCCGCGCAACUUGCUUUGAGCCACUGAGCGACUGAACUCAGACACUGUGUGCAAGUUUGUCGACGUUAAGCUUUCAAUAGAAUGUCUGACAGUGACGAUGAGCCUCUGGUGCUGAAGAAAGGCAAAGCUGCACCUGUGAAAUCAGAGCCUGCGGUUAAAAAGGAGGACGGAGCUAAAGCAACAGCGAAAGCAGAUGCUAAAGUAAAGGCGGAGCCGGCGGCGGCGAAGAAGACGGGCGCGGACACCAAGGUGAAGGUGGAGAAGGCGGACACUGCCAAGCCAGCGGCGAACGGCAAGGCGGCCGCAAAGAGCGUCAAGGAGGAGGGGGCAAAGCCCGCGCGGGAGAAGAAAGAGUUCACCAUGCCCGGGCAAACGCGAGAAGCGCCACCGGAGACGGAUUCCCUUCGGAAGUUCUAUACCUCGCUGCUGGAGCAAAUACCGGAAAGCGAAAUGGCAAAGAAGUGGUGCCUGCAGCACGGGCUGCUGUCUCGGGACGAGGCGGAGAAGCUGGCCGCGGUGCUAAAGAAGACGAAGGCGACGGGCGUCAAGUCGCCUGCCAAGCCGGCGGCCAAGGCGGCGGAUAAAGGCGCAGCGGCCAAGGCGCGGCGGCCAGCGGAGAAGGCGCCGGCGGCAAAGAAGCAGCGGCAAGCUGUUUCGCCGCCUCGCUCCAAGCGGCCGGCCAAGUACAGCGAUGAGGAGGGCAGCGACAGCAGCAGCGAGGAGGAGGAGGAGUCGGACGAGGACGACAAGCCGCUGGCCGCAAAGGCCAAGUCAGCGGCGCCAGUCACCAAGCCGGCGGCCAAGCCCGCCGCCAAGCCGGCGGCAGCUGCGGCGAAGAAGGACAAGCCGCUGGCCACGUACAGCGAUGACGGCGACGAUGAGGAUGACCUGCCGCUGUCCAAACGCACCAAGUGAGGCGGAACGAUGUGAUGGGGAGCAGCGGUAACUGGACUUGUGAUGCGGAGCGAUGAGGGGCAGGGCGGAGGGUCUUGAUGUGCUGGGCAGGAGGAGCAGCUCAGGAAGCUAGAUGGUUUGGCUGCUUCCGGCAGAGCCGUGACACAAAGUUGCGGGCUUGGUGCCGUUGCACAUGCUCGUUUCGCGAUAGGAGGGCGUUUACACCGGACGGAUAUGGGUUGCGUUCGCCUUACACAGUCCAGAAAUGGCAUGCUCUGCUGGCUCCAUGGCGUGUGUUAUGGGCGGCCAAGGGGUAUGCUGCGAAUUCAGGUGACGUAGACCGGCAGGCAGCCACGUGGCACGGAAGCGCGGGUGGCUGUGUCUACGGGGCUGACUGGAAGCUAUUGCCUGAUGGGCGCCGACGUGGUUUGCACCCCUGCUCUGAUAACAAACCUCCUUGAAGCUGGCCUCUAUCUGUGUCGUCGAUAAAGCCUCGAUACGGCCAUUGAUGGGAUGUAUUGAGUACGGUGAGGCUUGUGACGGAGUUGACGAGGGCUCUGUAACCAUGCACGCUUGUGACGCUGCAAGUUGCCUGCGUGUCCGCUGCAAUCGCUUCCUGUCCAUCGCACACCCGCUGCUGGUCCGUUGGAACAGUGAAAGCCAGGGCGCGAUACACAACUGCACAGUAUCGGGGGGUUCUGCAUGGGUGGCGGAGGGCAGCUUUGUUGGGGGGCGUGUUCUUUCUUUAAAUUA